AUGAAGAUUCUUGUUUUUACAUCCGUAUUCAUACAUCUUUCGUCGCGACUUUCCGUCACCAAAGCCACCGAAGCCGACUUCGAUGCUCUCAUAGCCUCGAUGGAAGCCGACACAAGUGAGCUCGCCCGGCAAGUUGAAUUCCUCUACCAAACUCGUUGCAGCGAGGCGUCCAUGGAGGCAUGCGCUCGCGCUAACUACAACGAGUGCACAUCGCUGUAUCCAAACCAGACAUGCCCCGGAGGUCAAGAUUUGAAUGUUGCCCAAUGCGGCGAUGGCGUCUCAUGUGCCAGUCUCUGGGACUAUUCCGUAUCGAAUACUCGCUUGCAUACAGACCUGAUUGGUGCCAGUGGAGGGAACCCGUCUGACCCUAACGUCAUCGAGACCGUCUGCUUCACCCAGCAGCUGGACGAGUUCUUCAUUCGAAAGCGAGCUGAGCAGAAGCCAUACUGGGACAGACUUGGGCUGCGGACUCCUCAAAUGUACUUUGGAUCACAGAAUGGUGCCUUUCGCAUAUAUCCGGCAAGACAGUCGGAAACUUGCGGGGCAUUCGAUCCUCGUGUCCGGCCCUGGUACAUUGCCGCCAGCAGCGGACCCAAAAAUGUAGUACUUGUCCUCGACACUAGUAAUAGCAUGACGGACAAAAGCCGUCUUGCUCUUCUCAAGCAAGCUGCCAAGCAAGUCAUCAAAACCUUGACAGUCGGAGACCGUGUUGCCAUUGUCGACUUUUCAUGGCAGGCGAA
This is a messenger RNA of Phaeodactylum tricornutum CCAP 1055/1, 740 nucleotides long. RefSeq lists its product as hypothetical. Gene Ontology annotation, molecular function: voltage-gated calcium channel activity. The record is from RefSeq and is a predicted model, not a curated record. NCBI's taxonomy places the organism in Eukaryota, Bacillariophyta, Bacillariophyceae, Surirellales, Neidiaceae. The annotation marks the transcript as partial. Gene Ontology annotation, cellular component: voltage-gated calcium channel complex. The transcript has a single exon.